Conger conger (European conger) is the source of this 5477-nucleotide messenger RNA. It is a transcript of the gene cfap65, whose product is annotated as cilia and flagella associated protein 65. NCBI's taxonomy places the organism in Eukaryota, Metazoa, Chordata, Actinopteri, Anguilliformes, Congridae. The record is from RefSeq and is a predicted model, not a curated record. The coding region runs from base 1 to 5415 and encodes 1804 amino acids. The transcript is spliced from 32 exons.
AUGUUGGCAGAGAAUCCAGUGAAUCCUUUGACCUCUGACCUCCACCAGAGAUCACGCUGCACCAAAAAUGGACAGGGGGCGGUGUCCAGGCGGUCGGGGACGCUGCAGAGGGUGGGCACGUCCAAGCGCACGCGCUACCUGGGCGUGGAGACGCUGGCGGAGCUGGUGUGGGACAGCUGGGAGCUGGGCAGGGAGUACACGAAGAGCCUGCCCCUGAAGAACGUGCACACCAAACUGCACAAGCUCAGCUUCAGGGCCCCUGCCUCACGGGUCUUCUCCACCCUGUUUCCCCACACCAUGGUCCUGAGCCCCGGCACCACCUCCACCCUGCCAAUCACCUUCCGCCCGCUGGAGAGGCAUGAACAUUCGGACAGCAUUGAAUUCCACAGCAGCUUGGGGACGUUCCAGGUGUCCCUGCGCGCCACUCUCCCACAGCACGCCCUGGUGGCCCCCGAAUCGGUGCUGCUGGCCCCCUGUGGCGUCCUAGACAGCUCCCAGGCCUCCUUCCUGCUCCACAACACCAGUAAGCUGCAGACGCACUUCCUGUGGAAAGUGAGCGAGCCAUUCCAGCUGUCUCCAGAGACCGGUGUUCUGGGCCCAGGGGAGGAAUGCCAUAUGACAGUGAUGUUCAGACCACAGGGGGCGCUAGUGUUCCAGCAGGCAGCAGCCUGUGUGUUUGGAGAGCAGGGGGAGUGCCAGUGCAGCGUUCUCUUACAAGGCCUGGCCAAAUACCCCCACUUACAGCUGUGUGGCGUGGAGCAGGAGGAUGGCUGCAAUGUGCUGGAGUUCGGCAGUGUGCCCAUCAGCCAAUCCCUGGAGAGACACUUCUACAUCCUCAACCCAUCCUCUGUGAGCGCCUCCUUCAGGCUGGCGGGGGUAGGGCGGGUGCCUCUGGAGGGCUCUGUGUUUGGGUGCGAGGCGCGUGAGGGGCGUUUGUCCCCGGGGGACAGGGUGAAGGUGUCCGUGUGCUUCUCCCCCCUGAGGCCGGACUGCAGCAGUGUGGAGUACCUGUGCCUCACCUGCCACGGCGCCCCCAGCACGGCCUUACUCAAACUGCACGGCAACAGCACAGGCCCGGAGGUGACACUGCGUGCGGCGGUGCUGGACUUCGGCUGCGUGUCCCCGGGUGGGGAGGCGUGGCGGACCGUAGAGAUGGCUAACUCGGCCGCCGCGGAGGGGCACUUCCAGUUCGACACGGACGCCUCGGGGCACAGCGUGUUCACCGUGGACCCGCCCUGCGGCACGUUGCCCGGCGACAGCCGGCUCACCCUGCGCGUGCGCUUCCGUCCGCAGCGGCCCAUCGCCCACCACCGGAGGGCGCCCUGCCUGCUGCUGCACAGGGACCCUCUGUUCCUGGACUUGAUUGGCACCUGUCACUCAGAGGAACUGAAGCCAGCGAUCCUGAGCUCCGAGCACCUGAAGCUGUACGACCUGCACCUGGCCCGGGGGCUAACCUGCUACCCCCCCGACAUCCUGAGCGCCAUGCUGGCAGCGGGAAGCCUGCAGCUCGACCAGGAGGGGGCGCUGCUGCUGCCUGAGGUCAGUGCUCGCCCCCCUGUGGAAAGCGGUGAUAUGACCGAGAGGAACCUCGUGGAGGAGUACUUCCAGGGCGGGGCUGACUCCGCGGGCGUGGGGGCCCAUGUGACGGUGGCCCCGGCUGAGCUGCUGUUCCCGGACGGGCCCCGCUCCCUCCCCCUCUCCAUAACCAACCACACCAAGGGCCGGCUCAGCCUCGCCUGGACCUCCAACCCCGACUCUCCCUUCUCCGUCUCCCCCGCAUCCUGCGACCUGCCCCCCCUCAAGAGCACCGCCUUCAGGGUCACCUACGCUCCCCUGCAGCGCAACACCCUCCACGGGGCCCAGCUGGAGUGCUUCGCCUGGUACACGGUUUUGCGGGACCAUCGGCUGGUGGAGGAGCACACGGUCUGCCCGCCCUGGUGUGUGACCGUCAGGGUCAGCGGACACUCCUUCCAGCCCGGCUGCGAGCACUUCACCCCCCGCUUCUCCCUGCAGCGCCCCCUGGUGGUGUUCCCAGCGCUGGCUGAGGUGUGCUACAGGACUGCUCUUCUCCAGAACGUGGGGGACCUGCCCCUGGCCUUCAGCUUGGGCUCGGAGGGGUCCCCCUCAGUCAGCGUGCACCCCUCCAUCGGCCUGGUGCAGCCCGGAGCCCUGCAGGUCCUCACGCUGAGGGGCGUCCCAACAGAGGACCAGACCCCCACACUGUCCAUCUCCAUGCAGAUCAACGCCACUCCCAAAUACACACAGGCUCUGACAGUGCUGUACGUUGUGGAGAAGCCGCGCGUGUCUCUGGAGGGGGACGGUGUGCUGUUCUUUAAGCCCACGGCGCUGGGGUACACCUCGCUCCGCUCUCACACCCUGAAGAACACGAGCCGCCUCCCCCUGCACUUCCACUGGCGAAUCCCCAGCCCCGACGCCCGAGUGCUCUCCGUCCAACCAGAGAGCGGCGUCCUGCAGCCCAGCGAGGCCCAGGUGCUGAAGUGGUCCUUCGCCCCAUUGGCUGAAAUGCAGUACAAUCUGAGGCCCUGCCUGACCUUCUGGCCAACCCAGGUGCCAGGGAGCAAGAAGUCCCGCCUGUUUCUCCAGGUGGUGGGGCUGGCCUCCACUGGCUCCCUCCAGGCAGAGCAGGCUGUCACAGACCUGGGCCAGUUACUGGCUGGCAGCUGUCAGUCAUGUGACCUGCCGCUGGUCAACAACGGCCCCUGCCCCCUCAGCUUCUCCCUGGAGGUGAAGCAGUGCAUUGUGGGCCCCGGGCAGGAGGACAGUGGCAGGGAGGCUCUGGCCCUGCAGCUGGACAGUCCCAGAGGCACGGUACCGGCCCGGUCCAGAAUGGUGCUGCGUUCCAGAGUCAGACUGGCCCACAGAGCCCAGUACUGCUGGACCAUCAGCUACCGGAUCCUCAGCUCCUCGGGCUCGGAGCUGGCGGGGCCGCAGUACCUGUGUGAGGUGAAGGCGGAGGGUGUGUUCCCGGUGCUGCAGGUGACAGACGUGCGGGGCAGUGGGGGGGUGGAGGGGCUCAGCAAGCUGCAGCUGUGGGGGCUCUUCUCCCUGGACCCCCUCAACGCCUACCUGCGCCGCGACCCCACCCCCCCCGAACUCACCUACAGGGUGCCCACCCGACACAGUCUGCAGGGCUCUCCCUCCUUCUUCACUCCGGUGCUGUUGGACUGCAACUUCAGUGCAGCGCCGCUGGGUUCUGAGCCCUCCAGUGUGCUGCUGAUGCUGGAGAACCCCGGCAGCAUCCCUGUGGACUGGUGCUUCCUGUUCCCGGAGGACCAGCAGCUGGAGCUGGAGUGCUGGGCGGAGAGUGUGGAGUUCAGCCCCACAGAGCUGCUGCACAUGAAGGUGCAGGAGCAGCGGCUGUUCUCCGUCUCCCCCCGCUCUGGAACUCUCCAGCCUGGCCAGCAGAGGGCAGUGCAGCUCACUCACAGGCAUGAUUUUGCUGGAACUGACCUCCUCCCAGUCCUUCUGAAAUUGUCCCAUGGCAGAGAAAUCCUGCUGAACUUCGUUGGCGUGACGGUGGAGAGAGACAUGCCCUACGUUCACUUCUCCUCCAGCCAACACACCUUCACCCCCGUGGCCAUCGGGGGCUUCAGCCCCCCCAGACAGGUGUAUGAGCUGUAUAAUGGAGGGGCGGUCCCUGUAAGGUACCACAUUGAUACGGCACCCCUGGAGCAGCUGACAGAGGAUCAUUUUGGGCACCCGGUCCUGCAGUGUCUGACCCCCCGUGGAGAGGUGCAGCCUGGCCACACGGCUGGUCUCGAGUGGAUCUUCUCUCCCCUGGAGGUCAAAACCUACACAGUGGAUGUCCCUGUGCAUGUGCUGGAUGGGGACUCUGUGCUGGUGCGGUUCGAGGGCCGGGGCUGGGACAGUCGGGGUGCGGGGGAGGCCCGAGGCGGACCCCCCUCCCUGCCGAGCACACAGAGAGUGGCCUUACCUGGACAGCUGGUGUUCCUGUCAGAGGAGUGGGUCUCUCUGGGGGAUAUCCCUGUCUGCUCCCGCAGCACCCGUAUCCUGUUCCUCACCAACGUCUCCCGCACUGAGAGAGUCCUCUACAGCUGGAAUCUGCCCCGGCACCGCCACCAGCAGGUCUGUGUGGUUCCUGACAGCGGGCUCUUGGCUGCAGGACAGAGUGCUCUCUGCAUCCUCACUUUACAGGUCUCAGGCAGCCCCAGCUUCUACCUGCUGGACCUCAUCUGCCAGGUGACGACAGAGCGCGCCAUGGCGCAGUACGAGGAGGAGCUGCAGCGGUGGGAGCAGGAGAGAGAGAGGCAGAGGAAUGAGUUCACCUUCACAGAGCAGGGCAUCGAACCGCCCAGCCACUGCCUGCUGGACAACCACACCCAGGAGUGUGUGACACCCACACAGAGAGCUGGCAGCAUGAUGAGAAAGUACAAGACCUUGCCUCCCAUCUGCAGUAGCAGUGAUGUGUUAGGGGUGAUGGAGGUGAGGCCCAGCCGGGAGGAGAAGCGUGCCCAGAGAAAGGCCGCCGAGGUGUGGAGGAGGCCGGAGCAGCCCCGCCCCUUCCUGGUGCACCUGGGCGUCACCGCCCGCUCCCACUCCUCCCCUGAGCUCCAGAGCUGUUCCCUCUCCCGCCUCAACACACACUACAUACACAGAACUCAGAAUCCCAAACUGCCCAGCCUCCCUGACUCCGGUGACAGAUCACUGUUCAGCCAUGGUGCAGAAAGAGAGAUCAUCACUCAUGCUGUCUCCACUCUCCUCAGGAGCCUCAUUGAUGACCCCCAGUUCCAGCAGUCUUUAGUGGGCAGCUCAGCAGACCCUGUGCCUUAUUUCAGCCAGAUACGCUCUCCCCAGCCCCAGAGCGUCUCUUCCGCUGAGGGGCCCUCUCUGGACCUCAGCCCCGAGUCACAGCUCCAUCGAAACACAGCGAGCGAGUCACCGCUCCACCACAGCACACAGGAGUCAGAGACUCAUCAGAGCACACUGCAGGAGUCACAGAUUGACCAGGACCCACUGAAUGAGUCACAGAUUCACCAGGACCCGCUGAAUGAGUCACAGCUUCAGCAGAACACACUGCUGGAGUCACUGCUCCAGCAGGACACGCUGUGUGAGUCCCAGCCGCCCCAGGACACACAGCUCCAGGAGGAUGGCGUGAGCGAGUCUGAGCUCAGUAACGAGUCAGUGGGCGAGUCAGAACUGGAGCUGCCUUUACAGGAGAGCAUCCGCGGGCUGCCAGAGUUUGCUGACCUGGUGGAGGAUGUGCUGCUGAACACACUGCAGAACCUGAUGACUGAAGCCUUCCUGGGCGAGGUGCUUCUGACGGCCCGCCCACGCACCAUCGCGCUCCCGCCAUCUGCGUCCAGGAAGUCUCCCAGAUGCAGCUCUCAGAAGCCUUCUGCAGGGACAGCUGACAACAGCAGGGAAGUCAUUUAAUCAGAUGAUGGACAGACAGUUUACUCAACUUGAAUUCCUUUUUGAUACUAUCAUGUUUUGAA